Messenger RNA from Prionailurus viverrinus (fishing cat), 8796 nucleotides. It is a transcript of the gene BCL9, whose product is annotated as BCL9 transcription coactivator. The record is from RefSeq and is a predicted model, not a curated record. Gene Ontology annotation, cellular component: beta-catenin-TCF complex. Gene Ontology annotation, biological process: positive regulation of transcription by RNA polymerase II; canonical Wnt signaling pathway. Gene Ontology annotation, molecular function: transcription coactivator activity; beta-catenin binding. The transcript has 10 exons. NCBI's taxonomy places the organism in Eukaryota, Metazoa, Chordata, Mammalia, Carnivora, Felidae. The coding region runs from base 3141 to 7475 and encodes 1444 amino acids.
AUAAGGGAAUUCGGGUUGAGUUUGGUGGGGUCUGUAAGACCCCGGAGGUGGAUAGAGAGGUAAAGGGGACUUUGCAGGCCAGUGACUUGUUGAAGGGUGAGGGGAAGUGAAAGCUAAGAAGCAUGUAUGAGUAGUAAAGGGCUCCAGUAGGUGAGGUGGUGAUGUCUAGGUCACUGAGUCAUUGUGGGGGUCGUGGACACAAGAGUGAUUUCCAAAGUGGAGCCCUAGUCAUUGACCUUUGAAAGUUGCAAAGACUAUUAAGAUGUCACUGGUUAGUGUUGGGUGAGCCUGGUGAAAUGGAGAUAUCCUAAGGAGAACAACAGCAGGGUUGGUUAUUAUGUUCAGAGGGAAGGGCCAGAGGCCUGUAAUAUUGUUGCUGGGGGCCUUACCUGGUGGCUCCCAAGCCUGAAGGAGGAGGCCUCAAAUCUGUCUUCCAAGGGCCCCCUGGUCUGUGAUAGAGAGGAAGGACUUAGAGCCUAAAUUCUAGUCCAGUUAGGGAUGAAUAAAGUUACUGGACAAGGUAGAGAAAUAGGCAUAAGUAUCUCUUGGUGGAGAGAGACUCUAAGGUGGGAUGGAAUUGGUGCAAAGUUAGUCUUCGGUUAAGGCAAACAUGGAUUGCUCCCUGGCCGUGACUUCAGUGGGAAAGUGAUUCGGUGGCUGUGUAAAGAGAUACAUUUUGAUCAGUGAUGUGUGGUGGAUAACUAGCAUUUGAAAUAUUCGAGAAUUAAGUGUUCAUUCUUAGACCAGAGAUUUGGACUCUUGUGCACAGAGCACAAAAUGAUGAGUCCGAAGUAGCAGGUAGGAAGGAUGAGUAGUAAAAUAGUUGAGAGGUAGGGCCUGGGAGGGGCAAAAGGUUAUGGGUGGGUAACAGUCAUGUGUGAGUUUGACUCUGCAUGGAGAUUGUGCAACAUGAUUGCCCUGUUGAUUUUGGUUUUUUGUCUUGGUACUAGUGGUUCGGGAUUUUAGCAAGAGAUUAAUGCUACUGCGAAUAACGUUUUGGUCCUAAGUACAAAUGUAAGAAAGACAUGCUUACUAACUAUGGAAAAAAGACCCAAGCUAUUAAAGACAGAUGAGUUCAUGAAAGGACAAGUUAGAUGAUGUAAGGAUGCUUUGAAGAAUGAGGAUUCCAGUAAUAGGUGGUUUGAAUAAAAAGAGAAAAUCUAAGGCAAAGUUGGGGCUGGGGUGACAUCUCACAGUUUUAGGACCUAGGAUCUAUAAUUGAACCAUUAUAAUGCUAUUUUGUAGUAACAGUGUUGAAUGUUAGAUGAUAAUAGUUCCACAAGAUAUGGUAGGUUGGUAAGGAGGUCAUUGACUAAAAGGUGAAGGAACGAUUCCACACUGGUCUCUUCUUAGAAGGCAAGUUGUAUGUAACUUGGCUUUUGAGCUCAGGAUCCCUGACCUCGAUUUUUAGAUGACUAACAUAGGUGAAAAAGUACUUAUGCACAUUAGAAUUUGUUCUAUGGGAUAUUUGCCCCAUAGCCUUCAGAAGUGUCUGCUGCUGUGAAUCAAAAGAAAAUGCUCUCUGGCUUAUAGGGAGGAAAACGUACAGAGGUUUCACAAGCAUUAUAACCAACUAAAUUAUUUGAUCAUGGUGACUUGGGAUGGUGGUUAGAGCCAUGAACUUGGAAUCAGGAAGCUGGCCCAUUGACUUCUGUGACUUUGAACCAAUCUCUCAUAUUUAUUCUCCAGUUUUCCCAUUGAUGAAGUGGGGAUCCCACUGCCCUGACCACUCAUAACACAUUGCAUUGCUUAACAAGUGAAUGCCUAUCUGUAAACUGCUUUGAACACUUCUGAGAAUGAGAGAUGAUGUAGCCCAACUUUUUUCUCACUUCUAAAAGACUGCUCUCUCAGGAACAGGCCACUUUCAGCUUUUGUAACAAUCAUGGCAGCAUAGUUGAUCAAGGAACAGAAAGGAGUACCUUAUGCAUCUGUCUUGUUCUAUCAUCUGGGUUGUGGUUUCCUACUGAUUUUUUGAAAGGUGAUACCUCUUCUCCAUUUACGAGGAAGUUAGAGUGAUGACAAUCAGAGAGUGUAAGGAGAGGUCCCCAUGGAGAGUAGGAAUAUACAUGCUGUGAAUGCUCACCUAGACUGAUGCCUGCCCUGAAUUUGUGUGAUCUUGGACAUGUUACUUGGCUUCAUAGUGCCUUAAUAUUCUUCAACUAUGAAAUAUUGUUGGUGGAAUAACCCACUUGUCCGUCUGCCUUGGUUGACUGCGCUGUUAGAGUCUAUAGAAACUUUAUUUGUCCCAGAGCAACUUUAUUUGUUCCUAACCUCCUAUGUCCCACAUACGCCUUUGGCAGGCUAAUGAAAUAUAGGACCUCUUUUGGGAACUGUGUUUUUAAAAUGCAUAAAAUGAAACACAUGGACUUAAAAAUGACAUGGAAACAGUUAUCAAAAUGUUAAUCAGUUAUGAUAUAGUAAUACAUAUGCUUCUUUCUAACACAUUAAAUAACAAAAUGUAGCUGCAGUUCUAACCAUACUGUAAUUUUGAACUAGGGAUGAGUAAAUAUUGUGUUGAAGUAUCUGCAGCAAGUAUAAUGUGACAUGAAAAUGUCCUGUGGUUUGUCUUGGUGACAGUCACAGGGUUGCUAAUACUAUCACGGGUCGUUACCUCCCUUCACAAUUGAAGGCAGUGCUGACUUUUGCUGAAGAGGACUCAAUGUGGGACUAGCUGGUGUCACUCCACUUUGACCUAAAAAUUCCCUUCUGUUUGGGAGGCAGAGCUCAUUCUUGGAAAGUUCUUCCGUGUCCCAAUGUAGAAGAGAGAGCAGAUCGGACAUCUCGAAAGGUGAGGGUCACCUUUGAGAAAGGGGUUCCCGGACUCCCCCAGCUCCUCACCUCCAGGAUGAGCACUGCGGUAUCGUGACCCUUGGGGUUUCGUGUGCCCUGGAGAUGCGAGAUUUUCCUUUGGCAGCAGGAGGCACACACCCAGAGGAUGCCGGAGCUGCAAGAGGAAAGGACCCACUUCCACAGCAGAGAAAAGCAAAGAGGAAAAAGGCAUACAGGUGGCCAGCGCUGAGGGCCGCGCCCAGCAAGCCGCCGGCCGCCGCCACUGCCCUCAGCAGCUGUCUGUGCUGCAGCCCGAGAGGAACUCGGUGAGCCCGUCCCUGUUUGUGACUGCACGCUCAGGAUUUCAAUCAAUGCAUUCCAGUAACCCCAAAGUGAGGAACUCUCCAUCAGGAAACACACAGAGUAGCCCUAAGUCAAAGCAGGAGGUGAUGGUCCGUCCCCCUACAGUGAUGUCCCCAUCUGGAAACCCCCAGCUGGAUUCCAAAUUCUCCAAUCAGGGUAAACAGGGGGGCUCAGCCAGCCAAUCCCAGCCAUCCCCCUGUGACUCCAAGAGUGGGGGCCAUACCCCUAAAGCACCCCCUGGCCCAGGUGGGAGCAUGGGGCUGAAGAAUGGGGCUGGAAAUGGUGCCAAGGGCAAGGGGAAAAGGGAGCGAAGUAUUUCCGCCGACUCCUUUGAUCAGAGAGAUCCUGGGACUCCAAACGAUGACUCUGACAUUAAAGAAUGUAAUUCUGCUGACCACAUAAAGUCCCAGGAUUCCCAGCACACGCCACACUCGAUGACCCCGUCAAAUGCUACGGCCCCCAGGUCUUCCACCCCCUCCCAUGGCCAGACUACUGCCCCAGAGCCCACACCUGCUCAGAAGACUCCCGCCAAAGUGGUGUAUGUGUUUUCUACUGAGAUGGCCAAUAAAGCUGCGGAAGCUGUGUUGAAGGGCCAGGUUGAAACUAUCGUCACUUUCCACAUCCAGAACAUCUCUAACAGCAAGACAGAGCGAAGCACAGCCCCUCUGGUAGGCCAUUCUGGAAGUGGAGUGUGGUUUAAAGGCUCUACAGCAGCUGUACAGAACACACAGAUAUCUGCCCUUCGGAAUGAUCCGAAACCCCUCCCACCACAGCCCCCAGCUCCGGCCAGCCAGGACCAGAAUUCUUCCCAGAAUACCAGGCUGCAGCCGACCCCGCCCACUCCGGCACCAGCACCCAAGCCUGCUGCACCCCCGCGUCCUCUGGACCGGGACAGUCCUGGUGUAGAAAACAAACUGAUCCCUCCUGGGGGCAGCCCCGCCAGCUCCACGCCACUGCCCCCAGACGGUACUGGGCCGAACUCGACACCCAAUAACCGAGCGGUGACCCCUGUCUCCCAGGGGAGCAGUAGCUCUUCAGCAGAUCCCAAAGCCGCCCCACCUCCACCAGCGUCCAGUGGCGAGCCCCCCGCGCUGGGAGAGAACCCCGAUGGCCUGUCUCAGGAGCAGCUGGAGCACCGGGAGCGCUCCUUACAAACGCUCCGAGAUAUCCAACGGAUGCUUUUCCCCGACGAGAAAGAAUUCACAGGAGGACAAAGUGGGGGACCCCAGCAGAACACUGGGGUAUUAGAUGGACCUCAGAAAAAACCAGAAGGGCCGAUACAGGCCAUGAUGGCUCAAUCCCAAAGCCUAGGGAAGGGACCUGGGCCCCGGACAGAUGUGGGAGCUCCAUUUGGCCCUCAAGGACAUAGAGAUGUGCCCUUUUCUCCGGAUGAAAUGGUUCCACCUUCCAUGAACUCCCAGUCUGGGCCCAUGGGACCUGACCACCUGGACCACAUGACCCCCGAGCAGAUAGCUUGGCUGAAGCUGCAGCAGGAGUUUUACGAGGAGAAAAGGAGGAAGCAGGAGCAUGCUGUCGUGCAGCAGUGCUCCCUCCAGGACAUGAUGGUCCAUCAGCAUGGGCCUCGGGGCGUGGGCCGAGGGCCUCCCCCUCCAUACCAGAUGGCCCCCGGUGAAGGCUGGGGGCCGGGGGGCGCAGAGCCCUUUGCUGAUGGGAUCAGCAUGCCUCAUUCUCUGCCCCCGAGGGGCAUGGCUCCCCACCCCAACAUGGCAGGGAGCCAGAUGCGCCUCCCUGGGUUUGCGGGAAUGAUCAACUCUGAAAUGGAGGGACCGAACGUCCCCAACCCAGCAUCAAGACCGGGUCUUUCUGGAGUCAGUUGGCCAGACGAUGUGCCAAAAAUCGCAGACGGUCGAAACUUCCCGCCUGGUCAGGGUGUCUUCAGUGGUCCUGGCCGAGGGGAACGCUUCCCAAACCCCCAAGGAUUGUCCGAAGAGAUGUUUCAACAGCAGCUGGCGGAGAAGCAGCUGGGCCUCCCCCCGGGGAUGAGCAUGGAAAGCAUCAGGCCCAGCAUGGAGAUGAACAGGCUGAUCCCCGGUUCCCAGCGACACAUGGAGCCUGGGAGCAGUCCCAUUUUCCCUCGAAUACCCGUCGAGGGCCCUCUGAGUCCCUCUCGGGGUGACUUUCCAAAAGGAAUGCCCCCACAGAUGGGCCCUGGUCGGGAACUGGAGUUUGGGAUGGUUCCCGGUGGGAUGAAGGGAGAUGUCAGUCUGAACGUCAACAUGGGAUCCAACCCUCAGAUGAUACCUCAGAAGAUGAGAGAGGCUGGGACGGGCCCUGAGGAGAUGAUGAAGUUACGCCCGGGUGGCACAGACGUGCUGUCUGCUCAGCAGAAGAUGGUGCCCCUGCCGUUUGGGGAGCACCCCCAGCAAGAGUACGGCAUGGGCCCCAGGCCGUUUCUCCCCAUGUCUCAGGGUCCAGGCAGCAACAGUGGCUUGCGGAGUCUCAGAGAACCAGUCGGGCCCGACCAAAGGACUAACAGCCGGCUCAGUCAUAUGCCAGCACUACCUCUCAACCCUUCCAGUAACCCCACUAGCCUCAACACCGCUCCUCCAGUGCAGCGUGGCCUGGGGCGGAAGCCCUUGGAUAUAUCUGCGGCAGGCAGCCAGGGGCACUCCCCAGGCAUCAACCCUCUGAAGUCUCCCACGGUGUGCCAAGUCCAGUCACCAAUGCUGGGCUCGCCCUCGGGGAACCUCAAGUCCCCCCAGACUCCAUCGCAGCUGGCAGGCAUGCUGGCGGGCCCGGCUGCUGCUGCGUCCAUUAAGUCCCCCCCCGUCUUGGGGUCUGCUGCUGCUUCGCCUGUUCACCUCAAGUCUCCAUCACUUCCUGCCCCGUCACCUGGAUGGACCUCCUCUCCAAAACCUCCCCUCCAGAGUCCCGGGAUCCCUCCAAACCAUAAAGCACCCCUCACCAUGGCCUCCCCAGCCAUGCUGGGCAGUGUAGAGUCAGGUGGCCCCCCACCUCCUACAGCCAGCCAGUCUGCCUCUGUGAAUAUCCCUGGAAGUCUUCCCUCUAGUACACCUUACACCAUGCCUCCCGAGCCAACCCUUUCCCAGAACCCACUGUCUAUUAUGAUGUCUCGAAUGUCCAAGUUCGCAAUGCCCAGUUCUACCCCUUUAUACCACGACGCCAUCAAGACUGUGGCCAGCUCCGAUGACGACUCCCCUCCAGCUCGCUCUCCCAACUUGCCAUCAAUGAAUAAUAUGCCAGGGAUGGGCAUUAAUACACAGAAUCCUCGAAUUUCAGGUCCAAACCCCGUGGUUCCGAUGCCAACCCUCAGCCCAAUGGGAAUGACCCAGCCGCUCUCUCACUCCAAUCAGAUGCCCUCUCCGAAUGCCAUGGGACCCAACAUACCUCCUCAUGGGGUCCCGAUGGGGCCUGGCUUGAUGUCACACAAUCCUAUCAUGGGGCAUGGGUCCCAGGAGCCUCCGAUGGUACCUCAAGGACGGAUGGGUUUCCCCCAGGGCUUCCCGCCAGUACAGUCUCCUCCACAGCAGGCUCCAUUCCCUCACAACGGCCCCAGUGGGGGGCAGGGCAGCUUCCCAGGAGCUAUGGGUUUCCCAGGAGAAGGCCCCCUUGGCCGCCCCAGCACCCUGCCCCAGAGUUCAGCAGAUGCAGCACUUUGCAAGCCUGGAGGCCCCGGGGGUCCCGACUCCUUCGCCGUCCUGGGGAACAGCAUGCCUUCGGUGUUUACAGACCCAGACCUGCAGGAGGUCAUCCGACCUGGAGCCACCGGAAUCCCGGAGUUUGAUCUGUCUCGCAUUAUUCCAUCUGAGAAGCCUAGCCAGACACUGCAAUAUUUCCCUCGAGGGGAAGUCCCAGGCCGUAAACAGCCCCAGGGGCCUGGGCCUGGGUUUUCGCACAUGCAGGGGAUGAUGGGCGAACAGGCCCCCAGAAUGGGACUAGCAUUACCUGGCAUGGGAGGGCCAGGGCCAGUGGGAACUCCGGACAUCCCUCUUGGCACGGCUCCAUCCAUGCCAGGCCACAACCCAAUGAGACCACCAGCCUUUCUCCAGCAAGGCAUGAUGGGACCUCACCAUCGGAUGAUGUCACCAGCACAAUCUACAAUGCCCGGCCAGCCUACCCUGAUGAGCAAUCCGGCUGCCGCCGUGGGCAUGAUUCCCGGCAAGGAUCGGGGGCCUGCUGGGCUCUACACCCACCCUGGGCCUGUGGGCUCCCCAGGCAUGAUGAUGUCCAUGCAGGGCAUGAUGGGACCCCAACAGAACAUCAUGAUCCCCCCACAGAUGAGGCCCCGGGGCAUGGCCGCUGACGUGGGCAUGGGUGGAUUCAGCCAAGGACCUGGCAACCCAGGAAACAUGAUGUUUUAAGCUGCUAAGAUUGGAUGUGCCGAUCCUUGUCAAGAUGAGAUUCCGGGUCCUGAGAGCUGCCUUGAGGGAGUUCCGGGAGUGCUGUUGGUCAGGCAAUAGGAGAGCAGAGACCCGAGGGCUGCUUUGGGGGAGGGGGGAACUCGAGAAUGUAUGGAUUUACCUGAAAACAAAUGAUUCAUUUAAUCAACAGGUGUGUUUUUUUUAAGAUUUAUUUUUUAAAAAUUAUUUUUGUGGACUUGGGUAUCCCAUGAUGGCACCUACUUUUGGGAAUCUGUAGCCUGUGCUUCGAGAAUUGCCAUCGGUCAUGUGUUGCACCGUUCUCUGUAUGUUUACGUCCUUUGGACUGGCUUCUCCCAGGAUUCUUUUCUGGUUUUGUUUUUGUUUUUUUGUUUUGUUUCGUUUUUUUGUUUUUGUUUGUUUUUUUAUUUGCUUUGGGCUUUAUUUUUUUGUGUACUGUACUAUAUUGUAAAAGGGAUUUUAGCAGAGACUUUAGUCUUUGGGACAAGAGGAGAACAGGAAUGCUGGGCCGUUUACUUUAGGUGGAGAAUCCGUCUUCAGACCUUUGGACUAUUUUCUUUCAACUCCAGUGUAUAGAAAAAAAACCAAACUACGACCUCAGAGCAGAGUAUUAAUGAAAAGCACAAAAAAAAGGAACUAAGUUCAGCGAGGGGUGGGGGGAGGGGGGAGAUUUUUCUUUUCAAAAAUAAUGAAGCUUAGGACGUUUGUUUUUCGGUUCGAGUGCUCUCCGGCACGGUCUGUCUCUUCCAGUCUGCAAACCCACCUUCACGUUUUUCUCUCAGUUUCCCUCUCCUCCCCGCCCCCCACCCUGCCCUCAUCUCCUUGGUUAAGUGUAUCUCCUUCUCCCGUGCCCCCGCCCCCAACUGGUGACCCCUGCUUUCCUCCUCUUUCCCUUUGGCAGCUGCAAUACAUGGUGUUCUUUUGGGGAAGUAAAUCUAAUGAAAGCCUCGCCUUCCAGGCCGAGCGUCGUCCCGGCUCCGCGAGGGAAAGGCCUGUGCUUGGGAUGCUCGGCGGUCUUCUGCUCCCUUUCUCUUCUUCCCCGACACGCCCGUCCCUGCCCACCUUGUUUUCUGUUCUCCUUUUCUUAGGAAUUCCCAAGUGAAUUUUAUUGAUGUGGGAGUGGAACAGAUGCUAAAAGCUAUCCAGGAUUUCGUUUUUGUUUUUGUUUUUAAUUUUGUGGUUCCUCCCCUGCCCUCCCCCUCCCAUGCGUAAAACGUUCUGUGUAACCUCCAUUAAAUUUGGUACAAAACCACUCACCAGAGCUGUGGUGUCAGAAAAAUAAAAUAUAUUGUUUCUUACAAAA